AUGCCAGCUUUUACUCUGUAUGGCUCUCGCGGUUCGACUAACACCGACCGUGUCCGCCUGACUCUUGCCGAAGGUGGCUUUACGGAUUACGAACACGUGCUUGUCAACCUUCAAAAAGGGGAGCAAAAGGUGGGUGACCCGUUUCUCUUGCAAGACGAUGCGGCUUCUCCUUGCUCCGAAGAACACAUGAAACGUCACCCGUGGGGUAAAAUACCCGUCAUAACUACCGCCGAGGGGUUCACCCUCUACGAGAGUCGCCCAAUCUGCAAAUACCUCGCAACGAAGUACUCCUUUCCACUUCUACCCCCCGACUCCGACGUCGAAGCUGCGGCGCUGUUCGACCAGGCGCAGUGCGUAGAAACGAUCUACUUCGCAGAGCCUGCAGGUAGAAUCGGAUUCGAGAAAUUUGUCAAAAGAUUCAGGGGGCUGCCUCCUGAUGAGGCCGUUGUCUCAGAUGCACUGCGGUCGGUCGAGAUGUUUUUCGAUGUUGCAGAACGUCUCUUACACCACAAAGACUACAUGGCUGGAAAUGACUUCACUCUCGUGGAUAUCUACUACAUUCCGCUGAUCCAAAGGCUUUUCGCAUGCGGGUACGGAGAUAUCAUCGUCAGUCGCGAAGCUGUGAGUGCUUGGUGGGAUCGCUGCGUGAAUCGGCCAGCCGUACAGAGGAUGUUGGCCGCUGACAAGGAGGCUGCGGCUGCGGUUGCUGCCAGUAAAUAG
This is a messenger RNA of Venustampulla echinocandica, 720 nucleotides long. RefSeq lists its product as uncharacterized. The transcript has 2 exons. Gene Ontology annotation, cellular component: cytoplasm. Bases 1 to 720 code for a protein of 239 amino acids. Gene Ontology annotation, molecular function: glutathione transferase activity; glutathione binding. NCBI's taxonomy places the organism in Eukaryota, Fungi, Ascomycota, Leotiomycetes, Helotiales, Pleuroascaceae. The record is from RefSeq and is a predicted model, not a curated record.